AUGAUACACCAGAUAAAUUUAGAAAAUCUUAAAUUUACAACUUACAUGGUAAAGAAAACAUCUACUAAUCUAAAAACAUUGAUUACUGAUGCUGAUUAUUCUAGAAAAGGAUUAUUAAAAACUUACAAAAACAAUCUCGAAAUUGAGAGUGAACUUUCUCAUCUGAUAAAUUUUUUAGACAAUAAUAAAGAGUUGCAAACAAAGGAGUUUGAUGAAUUUAAAAGUGAAAUAUGUUUGACAGGAUUAAAAAAUAAAAGCUCGCAGAUCACCUGUUUAUUGGAUGAAUAA
Molecule: messenger RNA, 288 nt
Organism: Vairimorpha ceranae
Lineage: Eukaryota; Fungi; Microsporidia; Nosematidae
Exons: 1
Coding region: 1-288 (95 amino acids)
Source: RefSeq, a predicted model, not a curated record